GCCAGUGUUUACUGUUGGUCUAUACAGCCACUUAGUCUUUUUUGAGGCAUGUGCACAGAGACUGCCUGGCUACUUGCUGUUGCUCAUAUAUAUCACAUUCCAGGCAGAUGUUGACUGAACAGAUAUCUUUCAAAAAGGACACCAUGCUUCUAAGAACCAUGAGGCAUUCUCUCGCUCUGAUUUUGGUCACCUUAACAGCAAUGUGUGCAUCACAAGUAUCCAAUGUGGCCCUUUCAGGACAAGCCGUCCAGUCCAGCACCUUCAAUAUCAUGGGAGUUGCUAGUAAUGCCAUUGAUGGUUCAACUGCAAGUGGUUUUUCAUCUGGUUCAUGCACGCACACAGACGAAGAAAGUAAUCCAUGGUGGGUAGUGGACCUGAAGGCAGAGUAUCAUGUAUUGAGGAUCAGCAUUACCAAUCGUGGAGAUUGUUGUUCAGAAUGGCUAGAUGGAGCUGAAAUCCGGCUUGGGAAUUCCAUAGAGAAUGGAGGCACCACAAAUCCCAGAUGUGCUACAAUCAGCUCCUUGAACCCGGGGGAGACACGCAGCUUUUAUUGUGAAAAUUCAAGAGGGCAGUUUGUGACUAUUAACCAACCAAACGGAGGAAUGUUCUCACUUUGUGAAGUCCAAGUGUUUGCUGAGAAGAGUGAUCCCACCACUGAACUUGGGUCAUCCCAUUCUCAAUUGGAGCCUAAAGAAGGAGAACAGGUCCAGAUGUCUGUCCCAAAUGUGGCUCCUGAAGGGAAGGUGUUCCAGUCCAGCACGUAUGAUUUAUUUGGAGACCCAGAGAAUGCUGUUGAUGGCUCUACAUCUGUAGAGUAUAUUCGUGGCCACUGCACCCAUACAGAGCUAGAAAUUAAUCCAUGGUGGACAGUGGAUUUGACAGAAGAGUUUCAAGUAUCCAGAGUUAGCAUCACAAAUCGAGGAGACUGCUGUCCAGAAAGGAUCAACAAUGCUGAAAUUCGUAUUGGGAAUUCUCCAGAAAAGGGAGGGAUCACAAAUCCAAGGUGUGCUACAAUCAGCUCACUGGGGCCAGGUAGAACAGCUGUAUUUGAUUGUGGAGAGAUGGAAGGGCAGUAUGUAACCGUGACCAUCCCAGGCAUAGGGUACCUCACGCUGUGUGAAGUCCAAGUCUUCGGCAUGAAGGUCAAUACUUCUGAGACUACACCUGGAAUGAACAAAGAAGCAGGAGUUACUUCAGCUAUUGAAAAAUGGACAAAACCAAAAAAACCUAUAAAACAAUGGAAAGAUAAAAGAGAGCGUCAGCCUUAUUCAUUUGUCCACAAUGCAGCCCUUGGUGGAAAGGCAUUCCAGUCGAGCUCCUACAAUUUACUAGCAUCCCCUGACCAUGCCAUUGAUGGUUCUACAUCUGCAAAUUAUUUACGUGGGCAGUGCACCCACACAUUGUUACAAGAUAAUCCAUGGUGGAUGGUGGACCUGGGAGCCAGAUUUCGAGUGCUCAGUGUUGUUGUCACCAAUAGAGGAGAUUGCUGUGCUGAUCGGAUACGAGGUGCUGAAAUCAGAAUUGGAGAUUCAAAAGAAAGAGGUGGAAUCAGAAAUCCCAGGUGUACCACAAUUACUUCACUGAAUUUGGGUGAAACUGGCAAGUUUGAGUGUGAUGAAAUGCUUGGACGAUAUGUGACUAUCACCAUUCCGGACACAAAUAGAUAUCUCUCUUUGUGUGAAGUUCAAGUCUUUGGUCAACUGCUAAUUCCCCCAAUACCCAAUGUGGCUCUUGAUGGGAAGGCAUUCCAGUCCAGCAGCUACAGCCAACUAGGAGCUGCUGAGCAUGCCAUCGAUGGGUCCCUUGUGGCUGAUUUUGGGCAUGGAUCCUGCACUCACACUGACUACGAAUUAAAUCCAUGGUGGAUGGUUGAUCUGAAGGCAGAAUUUAAUGUGACACGAGUUGAUAUCACUAAUCGAGAAGACUGCUGUGCAUAUCGGCUAGAUGGAGCUGAAAUCCGGAUUGGAAACUCACGGGAGACAGGGGGUUCCACAAACCCCAGGUGUGCUGUGAUCUCCUCAAUUGGUCGUGGAGAAACUGAAAGUUUUGAUUGUAAAGGAAUGAAAGGACAAUAUGUUACAGUGACUAUUCCUGAAGAACAGUAUCUUACUCUGUGUGAAGUGGAGGUGUUUGGUGUGAGGGUUGAUUCCACUGGAAACCAGGCCGUCUUAGCUUAGAUUCUUCUAAGGCUUAGAAGGAGAAAACAUACAUUCAAAUCUCUUUGGCAAGACUUUUGUUUCCUAAGUGAAAAAGAAAAAAGCUAUGCUGCUUUCAAUUCCAAAUAAAAUGUAUUAUUAGCUUAAAUGCAGAGUUACUGACUAUGACUAAUCAUGAAUCAUUAUUUUCAGUGUUUGACAAGACAUGAAUGGCACCUUCAGUGGGGAUCUAAGUAUUUGUAAAGUCUACUUCUCUGCUUUUAAACUGAGUUCUCUGUGUUUAUGGAACUUUAUGUGUUGUGAUUUGGGAAUACUAUAUUGGUCUCAUAGCCCUGUGGAUGCAGCUCAGAAGAGUUGAUAUGACUGAAUGAUGUCAGUUUGGGAGCAAAAUUCCAACAUUUUCUGGAAUAAAUUUCAUAAGAAUAAAAACUUUGAGAAAUUAGUGACACUGUACAUGUUAUGUUGGACUCUGAGAUGUUUCAGUGAUGGAUGUUUCCUUGAAUGUAAAUGUAUUUGCACCUAAGUCAAUGUUGUGAACUGUAGUGUGAAGAAAGGUUGCACAAGAAUAUCAGUCUCCCAACUUUCAUUCAGGUGUUUAGCUUCCUGACCUCUAACUUGGUAAUUAAAUAUACAUAGAAACUCAAAUCGUAACAGAUGUUCCCAGAUUUGUGGAUCUAAGCCAACAAAUGGCAGGUAACAGUUUUGGAGUGAAGUAUCUUCAGGACCUGGACUGACUUUGCCCAUCUAUUCUGGUCUGAAGCGGACGAAGCACAAGAGCACUUCCUAUUCCAUGAGUCUCCUCCAAUUGAGUAACAUCUUCUUGAGCUCUGAUAUGUUUUUGUGUCCUUGGUUGUUGCUUUUUGUUUCUGAUGUUAGUACAUGUGGCAUACCCAAUGUUAUUUGGGAAUCCACAUAUUCAUAUUUUCAUAUAUUUCAUAUUAAGGACCAGGUAUGUUCUUAAGAGGUCACAAUGACCUUUGGAGAACCAGGUGAAUUUUCCCAUGGGAAGGUCAUGGAGACCCGGAGGCAUGUGAAAAGACCCUGAAAACACUGAAUGGGUAUAUUAAUUACUCCUUCUUCCCCAGGCUCUCCUAUCCUCUUGCACCUUGAAACAAAGCAGAAGCUAGCUCUUUCUGCCUGCCCCUUGCCAUCUCCAAGCCAAGUUUCCUGCCCAUUCACCUUGUGGUUGUCCUAAUCCAAUUGCUGUUUUUGUAACCUUAAAGUUAGAUCCACCAACCAGUCUGGAAUCACAAUGCUGAUUCCUGAGAAAGCCAUCAAGUCUUUGUUACCUUGUAAGAUAGCACACCUCCUGAGGGUAAGGUACCAGAUAUAAAUAUUGGUCCCCAAAACCUAGCCUCUGUGCACACAGUUGGCCUCAGUUUGCAUUCUGUGUACGAUGUGUGUCACCAUCAGACUCAGUCUGAGUCACUCCUGCUUUCCAUGACCUGCUUUUUGGACCACUCAUUUUGCCACCCCACUUUCAUACCUCCAUUUUGGUUAACUCUGAAUGCUGUGUCUGUCUGAAGUAUUGUCAUGUAUUUGAUUACACUCUGCAUAUUUCUAAAUAAAACCUUCUUCAUUCACCUAAA
Messenger RNA from Sceloporus undulatus (fence lizard), 3745 nucleotides. RefSeq lists its product as uncharacterized. NCBI's taxonomy places the organism in Eukaryota, Metazoa, Chordata, Lepidosauria, Squamata, Phrynosomatidae. The record is from RefSeq and is a predicted model, not a curated record. The coding region runs from base 108 to 2177 and encodes 689 amino acids. The transcript is spliced from 15 exons.